Molecule: messenger RNA, 1143 nt
Organism: Oreochromis niloticus (Nile tilapia)
Lineage: Eukaryota; Metazoa; Chordata; Actinopteri; Cichliformes; Cichlidae
Gene: cbr4
Product: carbonyl reductase 4
Exons: 6
Coding region: 161-877 (238 amino acids)
Biological process (GO): fatty acid biosynthetic process
Molecular function (GO): oxidoreductase activity, acting on the CH-OH group of donors, NAD or NADP as acceptor; quinone binding
Source: RefSeq, a predicted model, not a curated record
CUACCGACUAACAACGACCAGCACAAUAACAACAAAAAACAUGGCGGCGCCCAUGACUACCCGCUCCUCUGGUAUUCUUUAUUUGUUCAGUAAAUAACAUUUGUUACAUUUUAACAGUGUUUCUCAAACGGGGUGUUAGACUCAGAAAAACGAGGUCAUCAUGUCCAGGCUGGCAGUAGUGUGUGGGGGUUCCAGAGGCAUUGGGAAAGCAGUGUCCCGCCUGCUGGCAGAAAGAGGCUGCAGGGUAGCCGUCGUCUCCAGGAACAAAGACGUCGCCCAGGCAACUGUGGCAUCUCUGCAUGGAGAUGAGCACCUUGCUUUUAGCUGUGACAUCUCUAAAGAACAGGAGGUGCAGAAAACUUUUGAAACGAUCCAGAAGACCUGUGGAAACAUCUCCUAUCUCGUGAACGCAGCCGGUAUCAACAGGGAUGGUCUGCUACUGAGGACCAAACCAGAGGACAUGGUGGCUCUGCUUCACACCAACCUGCUGGGCUCCAUGCUGACCUGCAGGGCAGCGCUGCGUAGCAUGCUGCACGGCCAAGGAGCAGCUAUCGUUAAUAUAGGCUCUGUUGUGGGGCUGAAAGGGAACUCUGGCCAGUGUGUCUACAGUGCCAGUAAAGCUGGUCUAGAGGGCUUCACUCGCUCCUUGGCUAAAGAAGUUGCUUCACGUAAUAUCAGGGUUAACCUCCUGGCUCCAGGUUUUAUCCACACUGACAUGACUGCAGGGAUGAGAGAGGAGGCUUUAAAGCGCUCCAUCCCUCUGGGGAGAUUUGGAGAGCCGGAGGAGGUAGCCCGGGCCGUCCUCUUCCUCCUGGAGUCCCCCUACAUUACAGGAGAGGCGCUGGUGGUGGACGGAGGGCUGCAGCUGGCCAUGUAGGGAGUAACAGCUUCCUCCAGAGCUACUGUUUUGAAUAUUCAGUGUCUUAUUUUAGGCGUUAAGUGUCACUCUACAUUAAGAAAUUUAUGACUGAUAACAAAAAGGAAAACUUUUGAACUUAAAGCCUUAAGUUAAAUCUAGAGCUCUGCCCAAACUAAGUUAAAAGUGAUACCUGGUAAGCUGCUGGAUUAUGAGAUGUGUAUUUAUUACUUGUAUCAGAUGGAUUGCUACUGCAAAAGCCUUCAGAUUAAAGCAAACAUAAUGUA